This is a messenger RNA of Ailuropoda melanoleuca (giant panda), 6673 nucleotides long. RefSeq names its product TEA domain transcription factor 4 (gene TEAD4). The record is from RefSeq and is a predicted model, not a curated record. Gene Ontology annotation, cellular component: transcription regulator complex. Gene Ontology annotation, biological process: DNA-templated transcription; hippo signaling; regulation of transcription by RNA polymerase II. Gene Ontology annotation, molecular function: RNA polymerase II cis-regulatory region sequence-specific DNA binding; DNA-binding transcription factor activity, RNA polymerase II-specific. Lineage: Eukaryota; Metazoa; Chordata; Mammalia; Carnivora; Ursidae. The transcript is spliced from 12 exons. Bases 143 to 1618 code for a protein of 491 amino acids.
CCCGCACCCUGGGACCGGUAAGGCGGCGGCGCAGCGCGGGGACUCGAGGACCUGGCCGCAGGGCCGGCGUCGGGCGGGGCGUGAGGAGCUCUCCCGGCACGUGGAGGCGGCGCGGACCUCCGGCUGGGGCCGGGGGGGGUGGAUGCGAGGGGCUUCGCGGGAAGGGGUCCCGGAAGCCGAAAGGCCCAGAAGCAGAACCGGGAGCGGCGGCGGUCGAAGGGACCCAGCACCCAUGCUUCUUUUCUGCCGGGCCCUUUUCGGAGUUGGAAGGGCGAGCCCUGGAGGUCCAACGGGCGCUCCUCCAAGCGGAGCCUUGGAGGGCAAGGCCGGCACCAUUACCUCCAACGAGUGGAGCCCUCCUAACUCCCCUGAGGGGAGCAACGUCUCUGGGGGCAGUCAGACGUUGGACAAGCCCAUCGACAAUGACGCGGAGGGUGUGUGGAGUCCGGACAUUGAGCAGAGCUUCCAGGAGGCCCUGGCCAUCUACCCACCCUGUGGCCGCCGCAAGAUCAUCCUGUCAGACGAGGGCAAGAUGUACGGACGGAAUGAGCUGAUUGCCCGCUACAUCAAGCUCCGGACAGGGAAGACCCGCACCAGAAAGCAGGUCUCCAGCCACAUCCAGGUGCUGGCUCGUCGCAAAGCCCGCGAGAUCCAGGCCAAGCUAAAGGACCAGGCAGCUAAGGACAAGGCCCUGCAGAGCAUGGCUCCCAUGUCGCCCGCCCAGGCCAUCUCCGCCACAGCCUUCCACAGUAAAAUGGCCCUCGCCCGGGGCCCAGGCCACCCAGCAGUCUCAGGGUUCUGGCAAGGAGCUUUGCCGGGCCAAGCCGGAACAUCCCACGAUGUGAAACCUUUCUCUCAGCAAAUGUACACUGUCCAGCCUUCGCUGCCGCUGCCAGGGUUUGAGUCUCCUGCAGGACCCACCCCGUCACCCUCAGCGCCCCCCGCACCCCCGUGGCAGGGCCGCAGCGUGGCCAGCUCCAAGCUCUGGAUGUUGGAGUUCUCUGCCUUCUUGGAGCAGCAGCAGGACCCUGAUACGUGCAACAAGCACCUGUUUGUGCACAUUGGCCAGUCCAGCCCAAGCUACAGCGACCCCUACCUCGAAGCCGUGGACAUCCGCCAGAUCUACGACAAAUUCCCAGAGAAAAAGGGGGGACUCAAGGAGCUCUUUGAACGGGGACCUUCCAAUGCCUUUUUUCUUGUGAAAUUCUGGGCAGACCUCAACACCAACAUCGAGGAUGAAGGCAGCUCCUUCUACGGGGUCUCCAGCCAGUAUGAGAGUCCGGAGAACAUGAUAAUCACUUGUUCCACCAAGGUCUGCUCUUUUGGCAAGCAGGUGGUAGAGAAAGUGGAGACAGAGUAUGCCCGCUAUGAGAACGGCCACUACUCGUACCGCAUUCAUCGGUCCCCGCUCUGCGAGUACAUGAUCAAUUUCAUCCACAAGCUGAAGCACCUGCCCGAGAAGUACAUGAUGAACAGCGUGCUGGAGAAUUUCACCAUCCUGCAGGUGGUCACCAACAGAGACACGCAGGAGACGCUGCUGUGCGUUGCGUAUGUCUUUGAGGUGUCGGCCAGCGAGCACGGGGCUCAGCACCAUAUCUACCGGCUGGUGAAAGAAUAAGAGACUCAGGGAGCAGGGAGGGGGGAAGAGACGUCGUGUGUGCAGGGACAUGGGGAGGGGAUCUGCAGGGGCAGCCCCCUGAAGUGCCAGGAGAGCCAAGAGGUCCUGACUCUUCCUAUGCAGGGACAAACUGUGCCUGAACCUGCAGUGCCCAACCCCAAAUAAACCCAAGAUGGUGUGUAUUUUCAGAGGACCUGAUCUGGCUUCUGAGCCUCGGGAGGGGCUGCGGGAGAAAGGGGGACAGACUGGGAAGCAGGCCAGAAGCAGCCCCAGAGCCCCCUGAUGGACUCAGCCAGGAACAUCACCAGACGCAGAAGCUCCGGGUGGGCUGGCUCCUGUGCUGCCACUCGAGCCCUGCACUGUGCUGCCAGCCACGCCGGGGGGCUGGGGGCUGGCUCGUGGGCUCCGUUCUCUGCAUCCCACCUGGGCCCCCGCAGGGACUCGUGCAUGGUGUCCUGGCCACCUCUGUUGACCCGGCCCCAGGACAGCGAACAGCAGGGCUCGGUCCAGCCCAGGAGUUGGGUUUGAGGUGUGGAGGUGACAGUUACUGGAAAGGCUGGAAGGGGACACAGUCAGAAUUCUCUAGAUAGUUUUCAUCCAUCCCCAGUGGGAGUGGAUUCCAUAGCCAGGAGCUUGAGACAGGGAGAGUAGGAGUGGCGGCACUGAGGCCAGCUUAUGGAGUUUAGGUGGUGAGGCUGGUGUCACGCAGCAUCCUUUGUGGGGGGGUGAAGGCCAAGAAAGGGGGUCAGAGGUCUGGAGUGGACCAGUGGUCUCUAAGACCACCCAGUUCUGAUGUUCUGUGAGUCCUACCUCAGGCUCCCUCCCAGCCAGGGUGCCUGCUAGGUGGUGACUGCCUCGGAGCGAGCCCCGGCUGUCCACUCCCUCCCUAGACAGUAGUCGUUUCUGUGUGCCCUGUGGAUGGAGGAGGGGUGGAACCCACCCUGGCCUCAAGGGAACCAGUGAAGGGUUCCCUGGUUUAUCUCUUUGGAGGACUGUGCGGGCUUAGGGUUUUGGUGGUCCUGGCUUUAGUCUGGCUGUCUGACCUUGGGCAGAUUUCUCCACCAGUCUGAGCCUUGGUGUCCUUUGCUCUCCAUAAAGGGGAGGGCAAUAGCACCUACCUUAGAAGGCCUUAGUGAGAAAAAGAGCUCAUGUCUGUAAAGUGCCUAGUGCAAGAGGCACUAAAUAAAUGUUAUUAUAAUUAGUUUUUCCCUCUCCUCCCUCAGGGAGGCCUGGGUCUGGCUCUUUGCUGCCAUCUAGUGGCCCUCAUGUCACCUUUAUGGGAACCGUGAUUCCAGAAGCUUGGAGCAGAAAGAGAAUGAAGAUUCAACCUGCAGGUUUACUUUGUGCCCAGCACUCAGGGAGAUAUUAUAUGGGAAUAGAAAAGUGAGUAAGACAGCAUCUAGGAGGUGUUAUGGAAUGGUGGUUAGGAUCAAGGGCUUGAGUCAGACAGCUAGGAUGGAAAUCCUGGCACUCAGCCACUGAGUAGCUUUGUGGCCUUGGGGCAAGUUACUUAAUUUCACUGUGCCUCAGUUUCCCCAUCUGUAAAAUGGGUAUAAUAAGAGUACCUACCUCGUAUAUGUAGAGUGCCUAGAAUAGUGCCAAGCACAUAAAUGUGUUCGAUAAAUAUACAUUGUUAUUAAUAGCAGGAGCUUGCAGUCUAAAAGGUCAGAUUGAAGAACUCCUCAGUGGGGUUGGCUGAUCCUCGCAGAAACUGGAGUUCAGAGGUGGGCGAGAGCAGGGUGUGGAAGAUCCAGGGAAGAGGUUGCAAUGGAGAGGGGCUGCCCCAUAGAGGAUGGGUAGUGUUUAGAUAAGCAGAUGGACCGAAGGCUGGCCAGCAUUCCAGAUGGGGAAAAGAAGCCAGCUAUCCAGUAUCCUGCCCUCACAGGCCAAGACUGCCUCUUCUCAUCAAAAAGCGAUUUUAACCAAAAGCCUCUGGACUGCUGCUAGACCUCGUGCCAAGUUGCGUAACUCCACUGUAUGUGGGGUCGGCUCUCAUCAGAAGAUGUGCUGUGGAGGUGGGGUGUGGGGUCUGGGAGGCGCUGAGCAGAUGGCAUGUGCUCACAUGCCCACAGGCAGGUUUGUGUAAGGCUCUCCCACCCCUCCCCGGUCACUGUCACAACCCUCGCCCUCUCCUCACCUCUACCCUUGGGCUGUUUGGAUAAGGGGAACUCAGAUGCUCACCCUCUGGCUUGACUGCGAACCUUCAGGCAAAUACUCAUGAAGGACGUGUGAGCAGCCCGUUGGCCGUGGCACAUGCAUGCGUUAAGGAGAUGAUCUUUUGCAUUAUGGGUGGGAACGAGUCGGUGCAGAUGUUGGGGCCAGGUGUGAGCUGUGCGUUUUCCCUUCUCUUCAGGAGCUGACCUCAGUAGCCUCAUGGAAGGUCACGUACUUAGAGCUGUAAGUUCCAGACCAGUAAGCCAUGGGGAAUGCAGGCGUGGCUGCCUACCCCACCCCGGUACAGUGCGGAGUGUGGACAUGGGGGCCAGUGGGAGCCCUGACCUGGCCCACCGCUCUUGCAGGCUUGUGGGGCACUCAUCUGCGCGCUCGGAGUCGGGCGCCCUUCCCUGCCGUUAGGCCUUGGCACUGCAUGUGCUGCUGGCCGGUUGUGCCCCGCCCUCUUCUCCUGCUGGAGAACUGUUCCUCAUUCUUCAAGGGCCGGUGUGCGGUCACCCCUUCUCAUGUGGAAGCGUUAGUCACACCUGUCCUUGUGUGGCCGAAGCCUGCCGUUCCUGACCCAGAACAUGGGCAUCUCUGUCACCUCUCCUAAUCCUCAGCCAGUGGGGGCUGUGCUGUCCCCAUCUGAAGGAUGCAGAAAGUGGGGCACAGGGAAGUGAACUAACUUGCUGAGAGUAUUAAUGUGUUUAUUCAUUCAGUUAGCAACUGUUUACUUAACUUCUGCUCCUUGCAGGGCACUGGGAAGGUCUCACUGACCCAGACAGACGGAAGUCCUCAGGGAGCGAUGUUUCAUUGAGGAAGAAAACAAAGUGAGCAAGUAACAGGCCAUGCAGACUGUGACAAAUGCUUUCAAGGCAGAGGGGUGCUGACGUUGAGAGUCACUGGGGAAGCCUCGCAGGCCUGGGGAAGGGAGGGGAAGGCAUUCUGAGGAGAGACUGGGAGGUGUGGAUGCGGGCAGGUGCAGGGAGGAAGGUGUGUGCCAGGUACAGAGAGUGAGAGCUGUAUGGGCUAAGGUACAGGGGCGACAGGGGUUAGAUCCUGCCUGGGCUGGCUGUCCAGACCUGGGGGUGAGGGGGCGGGGGAAGCGACCCAGCUCCCUCCCCAGCCCAGCACCCCCUUGCUUGGCAAGGACUUUGGAUUUUACUCCAUGUGAAGGGAGGUCCUGGAAGUGUUUGAAGCAAGGGACUGAGUCUUUUCGAUCGUUAAUCUUUGAUUUUUUUUUUUUUUUUAAGAAAUUAUUGCUGGGGCUGCUGGGGUCCACAGAGAGCAUGCUUAAUUGGCUGCUUCUGAAUCUGUCUUUCCUCCCAGACUCAGGUCUGUGGGUGGAGACUGUAGCUUCCUUGGUCUGUUACUUUGUGUAAACUAAACACCGCAUCUGGAACAUAGCAGGUGCUCAGUAAACGUUCACUGAAGGAGUGCACGUGUACAAGGCAGCAUGAUCCAUGCCGUUGGGGUCCAGGUGGUGAGUAGGGCCCUGAGCCCAUGAGUGGAGCCCUUUGCCCUCCUGACAUGUCUACAGCUAGGAGGGAGCGUGGUUGAGAUCGGGACGUGGAAACAGACUGCUUGUCUGACCGUGACUGAGCAGACUGCCUCAGUGGCCACCAGCGAACUUCCAUGGAGUGGGAUGAGAACCCCACACAGAAGGACCUUAGGGUGUGUGUGCGUGCACGUGUGUAGAUACCAGCUCUGCCCUUUCAGGACUAAAGCCAGUGGAGGAAGGAUCAAGGGGCAGCCAUGGCUCAGGCCGCUCAGAUUGUGUGUGCUUAGUCUGUCACCGGCUUCCUCUCCCCCGCUGUAGGCUUCAGAGGACAGCAGGCAGGGUGCUGAUGGGGCUGGAGGGAGGAGGGCAGGCAGCUCAGAGAAGCAGGGGUGGGGGCAGCAGGGAGCUCCUGAUGGCCCGUGGCGCUGGGCCUGGCGCGAGGCUCUGUUGGUUCAGGGGUGCUUACCUGGGCUAAACCUGCACAGAGGGGGCGUGAGAGAUAGAGCAGCAAUGUGUUUCACCUCGGGGGCAGGGGUAGCCAGUGCUCGCUGUGUCCGACCUCUUCCGUUGUCUGCUAUGUCAGCUCCAGAAAGGAAAACAAACUUUCCCCCUUUGGGACCUAAAUUGAUACAGGAGUUGUUCUUAAGAAGCCGAAUUGGCUGCUGCUAAGUUUCGAGAUCUUGUGCAAAUAACUCACCCUCUCAGACCUUCAUGACCCCGCCUGUGAAAUGGGAAUAAAAUGGCUUUGACUUCAGGUUGCUCUUGGGAGAAAGGUGACGGCCCGAGCUGACGGUGAGCACUCAGUGAAUGGUGAUAACUUAGGUGUGUUAAAACCUGCCCUGACUCUGCUCUUUCCACCCCUAACAGACACACACUCGCACAGACACGUGCACACACACACACACACACACACACACACACACACACUUUAAUAGAAAAAACACAAGCUCUGCUCUGAUGUCCCCCAGAGCCCACAAGGAGGCCUUUGGCUCUCAGUUUCGUGGGAACUCUCCAGCACAGGGACAGUGCUUAGACUUUCGUCCUCAGGUCUCAGAAACGGGGAAGGAAGUGUUCUUAACUGAGAAGAUAACUUUGUGACCCAUGAGGGGAAGGAGGAGGCCCCAGGGAAGGGUCUCGAAAGGGAGCACGAGCAAAUGGUGGUCUAAGCCACUGUGAAUAAGAGACUGUCUGGAAUUUGGAUUUGUUUACAUCCUGAGAGAGGACGGGAGAGGUGGUCCAGCACCUUUGUAGAACUCUGGAGCCCAGUUGGCGGGGGGCUAAAGGUCUUUUUAUUUUUAAGCUCAUGGAUAUCUAAUAUUCAACUUUAAGUUUUUGUAUUUUUGCUAUGUAACCCCCCUUUGUCUCCCCAAAUCUUCAGUAAAGUCUGCUACCUACACAAA